GUUUAAACUGUUUGGUGGAAUCAAAACCAUUAAACCAUUAAAAAAGUUUUGUUAACGACGUAUAAUAAAACUGAUGUUUACUUGACUAAAGAAGCCAACAAAAUUUAAGUAAAUGUGAAUUUUCUCACCAACAUACAAUCCUGUGUUUGUCAAUGGAGGCUAGCGAUCAAUCAAAGAAUCUACAAUUCAAAUUAUUUGGUGAAAUAUAAAUAACCAAAUAAGAUGCUGAUGUUACUUCAACAAUCAAGUGUCAUAUAUUAAUAAAAUAUAUAAUAUUGUGGAUAAUGCCAGGGCCGGCCCUAGACUAAGCCCAAUGAAACAUUCGCCUUAGACCCCCAAAAUUUUUGAAAAUUUUUAUAUGUAAAUAAGUUCUCAAUUUAUAAAAAAAAAUAUUUUAAGUUUCCAAAUUUUUAAAAUUUUUACUAAAUGGUCUUGGGCCUCCAAACUCUCAGGAUCGGCCCUAAAUAACGCUACAUGCUUAUGUAUUGGGAGAUGAAUGUGAGCCAUAACAAUAUUGUGGAUACAAAACUUGUGAAGAGAAAUGUGUGUCAGUGCGUGCUAAGAAAGAACCGCGUGGAAUUGCAAAUCAAAUAAUGUCGCAUCACAGAUCACUUUCUUUUUCUUAUUUUCUUCUGUUUAGCUUCUAAACGUUUCUCUCUUGCUAGUUUCCUUACAAACACCAUUUUCACACUUCUUAUUUUUUUCCAAUUAUGUCCAUCAUCCAAUCUCGAUCUUGGUUAAUCUCGAAUCAUAACCUUAUCAGUUUCAGUACGAUCUCCUAACAGAAUCUCUUCCAAACCAAGAUUAGUCUUCAAAUUCUAUAGAAUUGCAUCGAAAAGAAUAAUCCACGAUCUUAACGUUCUUAAAAUGGUAACAAAACUCAUCUUUCUGCUAAUAUAGUUCGUUCUUCAAGAGUCAUAUCAAAUUAUUAAUUUGCAGAAUCCAAAGUCUUCUGAAGGCGAGUGUUUUUAAAUUGAACACAUGUUUUUCACCAUGCCACAAAAACCUUGCGAUUCCGUCAUUGUUCUUCUUCUUAACCUAAUUCAUCGCUUCCUUCCCUUUCCAUCUAUUCUCCUGAAUCUGUUUUUGUUGAUACUUACAGAGAAAGGAUGCUUUCUCCUCCUCUCUGUUGGGAUUGUAUUAAGUCCAUGUUCAACUCUUUAUUAUCCGAUUAGUACGAUAUUGUUUACUUUGGACCUAAUUGGCAAGCCCGCAUGGAUUUACUUUUGGUUUCCAUCCCAAAAGACCUCGUACUAUUAGAGUUGGACAUCUCUUUAUAUAUUAGACACUCUUUGUCUAAUUCUCCAAUGUGGGACUUAGUUUGUUAUCUCACAUUCUCCCCCUCAAACUAAGGAUCACAUUCAUCUCGUGUCCCACAACUGACUUCCAGAAUCUUCUGACAUGAUUUCUGCUACACACCUCUUAUUCCUAACUCAUAGUAUACCAUUCAUCUCUCGAAGGUAUUUCGGUCUUCUUUUAGAUUUCUCGUCAACAGCUCUGAUACCAAUUAUUGGGAUUGUAUUAAGCUCAUGUCCAACUCUUUAUUAUCUGAUUAGUACGAUAUUGUCCACUUUGGACCUAAUUGGCAAGCCCGCAUGGAUUUACUUUUGGUUUCCAUCCCAAAAGGCCUCGUACUAUUAGAGGUGGACAUCUCUUUACAUAUUAGACACUCUUUGUCUAAUUCUCCAAUGUGGGACUUAGUUUGUUAUCUCACAUUCUCAGUAAGAAAAGAGGAGGACAGAGUGAAGCAAAAUAGAGAUUUUAAGCUACAAUGGUUCCUAAGCUCACACCAAUGACGUUCAAAUAGUCUUUUCUUCUCAGUCUCUUGCUUUUUCCUCUCAUUAUCUCUUGUGUUCAUCGUCUGGCUUAUCAGAGGCGGAUCUACAUGCACAUGAGGGGGGGGUCAGCUGACCCCACUAAAAUAUUAAAAACUAAACUUGUUACACUAUUUACGUAAAGAACAAAUGGUCUAGUUGUGUUAGUUCUCUAGCAUUGACCCCGCCACUCUAUAUAUACAACUCGAUUUGAGUUCUGUUGAUCCUUACAAAUAAUAAUACAACAUAUAUGGUCCAAUAGGUACGAAUUUAGGUAAAUAAGAAAACGAAUAAGAUUUGAACUUAUAGUGGAUAGAUAAGUUAAAGCAAUGUUUCUUUUUCGAUAACUUGGUACCAAUAACUUGUUCUUACACUACAAAAUUUGAACAUUCCUUUUUCUUAACAAACAAUUUAUUUCCUUUUUCCGAGUCUUCAUUUGUGUUUUACGCAAACCGGUAAAUUUCUUUUUUCCUUGUAUCGCAUAUUCCCAAUACCACCUUUCACUUGCUUAGGCGACAAGUAACUAUGGGUAUUUUCGUCAAUAAACAUAUCACUCAUCUACCCUCGCCCUAUAAAUAACAAACCAUCACAACUCACUUUAGCACACACCAACUAAAACUCCAACAGUAGAGAACACACAAAAACCCUAGAAGUUUUACGAUAAUUGUCAUUCAUGGUUGCAAGAAGUGAGAGUUUUGACCGGACGGUGGAAGAUACGACAACCAAUUGUCUGAUGCUGUUGUCGAGAGUUGGGGAAUGCGGCGGAGGAGACGUAGAGGGUCGCGUUUUCAGAUGCAAGACUUGCAUGAAAGAGUUCUCAUCGUUCCACGCUCUGGGAGUUCAUCGCGUAAGCCACAAGAAGCCAGUUAGCAAUAGCAGCGGCGAAGAACAGUUGGGAAUCUUCAUCAAGAAGAAGACCAAGAAGACGGGGUGGCAUCAUCGUUGUUCGAUAUGUGGCCUGGAGUUUGAGAUGGGACAGGCUCUUGGGGGUCACAUGAGGAAGCACUGGAACAAGGAAGACUCUGGCGGGGCGUUGAUUACACACUCUUUUUUCCCGGAGGCGGCGAUGACUAGGACUUUGAAGGAAACGAGUAAAGAGAAGGGAGUUGCGUGUUUGGAACCGGGAUCAGAUUCGAUAGAGGGUAUCAAUUUGAAGUUAGAAUUGGGAAGAACGAUGUACUGAUUUUUCUUUUAUCUUUUCAUAUUAUUUUUAUAGACUAGCCAACAUAUACUCUUUUACCUGACCCAUCAACGUGAAUAUAUUCUGAUUUUACUAUCCAAGAUUUCUUUUCUUGUAAGCUAUCAUUUUUUUUUGGUUUCACAUGAGAUGGUUUGAGAUGUGAAUGUUGCAGUAGGUUUUGGAGU
This is a messenger RNA of Brassica rapa (field mustard), 3179 nucleotides long. Its product is annotated as zinc finger protein ZAT8-like. The record is from RefSeq and is a predicted model, not a curated record. NCBI's taxonomy places the organism in Eukaryota, Viridiplantae, Streptophyta, Magnoliopsida, Brassicales, Brassicaceae. Gene Ontology annotation, biological process: response to chitin; response to stress.